Molecule: messenger RNA, 1615 nt
Organism: Postia placenta MAD-698-R-SB12
Lineage: Eukaryota; Fungi; Basidiomycota; Agaricomycetes; Polyporales; Adustoporiaceae
Exons: 5
Coding region: 28-1524 (498 amino acids)
Biological process (GO): regulation of protein catabolic process; ubiquitin-dependent protein catabolic process
Cellular component (GO): proteasome complex; proteasome regulatory particle, lid subcomplex
Molecular function (GO): enzyme regulator activity; protein binding
Source: RefSeq, a predicted model, not a curated record
CUCCCUUACUACAUCAGAAACACCACCAUGGCCGAUGUUGAAAUGAAGCCUCUCGACGACGUCGAAGCUAAAGAACACGACGAGAAGUCGUCCCCCGUCGCCGAAAUCAGGUCGAAUGUCGCGCUCAUCGAGAGGGCCGUGUCCACUCUCGAACCUCGCUUUACCCAUCGAGUUCUCCGUACUCUCACAGCAUUGCGAAAGAGGCUGGACGACGCGGUUUUGAGGGAUGCAAUUGGGGAAAUCUACACUAACGAUGACUCUCAAGCGAAGAAGGCGCUGCUUGUAUGGCUCCCUGCAGCCCCACCGCAAGACCACACAAUGGACGUGGACACCACACACGUACCCAGCACACACCCGAAGCACGCCCAGCCAGAGCCUGUACCCGAGUCGGAGAUCUACUUCCGCCUGCUCAUCCUGCACCACCUGCUCAUGUCGCCAAGCAACUACAAGAAAGCUAUGACUCUCGCGCAUGAGACUGUACAGCGGAUGCAGGCGCUGAACAGGCGUAGCAUGGACCCAAUCGCCGCAAAGGUGUGGUAUGCGGUCGAGCGGACGUAUGAGCUCUUAGGCGAACUCGCAGGCGCAAGACCACUAUUCCUCGCGGCCCAGCGCACCGCAUCGUUGCGGCACGACGCAGAGACGCAGGCGACCCUGAUUAACUGUAUCCUGCGCAGUUACAUCCUAUAUAAUCUUUACGACCAGGCGGACAAGUUCGUGACGAAGACAACAUUCCCUGCGAGCGCGGCGAACGCACAGUUUUCGCGGUAUCACUAUUACUUGGGGCGUAUUCACGCGGUACAGCUUAAGUACAGUGCGGCGCACGACGACCUCGAGCAGGCGGAACGCCGGGCACCGCCGCAGAGGACAGCGCCAGGCUUCUACCAAGCGGUGCAGAAGCUCAGUAUCGCGGUGAAGCUGCUCAUGGGCGAGAUACCCGAGCGUGGUCUAUUCAGACAGCCGGUGCUCGAGAAGGCAUUGAUUGGGUACUUCGAGAUCGUAAAGGCCGUUCGCAACGGCUCGCUGUCGCAGUUCCAGUCGACGCUGUCAAAGUACGCGGCAGACUUCGAGAAGGACAAAACGUACACGUUGAUCGUGCGUCUCCGUCAGAAUGUGAUCAAGACGGGCAUCCGGCGGCUGUCGCUCUCGUACUCUCGCAUUUCGCUGCGUGAUAUCUGCGUGAAGCUGCACUUGGAUUCGGAAGAGGAUGCGGAGUACAUCGUCGGUAAGGCGAUCCGUGACGGUGUCAUCGAGGGCCGUAUUGUGCAUGAGAAGGGCUGGAUGGAGUGUGGAGGACAGAAAGGCGGGUAUGGGCCGGAGGUCAGCGACGUGUUUACCGCGCGCAUCCAAUAUUGCACCAACUUGCACAAUGAAAGCGUGAAGGCUAUGCGCUAUCCGCUCAAUGCUCAUCGUAAGGAUCUGGUUGCGGCGGAAAAUGCACGAGAACGAGAGAGGGAGCUCGCAAAGGAGAUCGCGGAGGGCGGCGACCUGGAUGAUGAAGGACCGGACCUUGGGGAGGGGUUUUAAACGAUACCUUGCUGCGGAAAGGCAAUGUACCAUUUUCCUACUUCAGUUAAUGUCACAUCUGUGCUCAUUCGUGUGCACAUGAGUUCAUUCU